AUGGCUCAUACGCAACAGAAACGAUUGAAUUGUGAGUGUAGGCUAAUCGAACUACCUCAUCCUCAUACCUACGUUUUAACAUGGCUUGUACGCGAGGAGAUGAAACUAGGCGAGCGAAGGCGAAUUCUUUUUUGCGAGCGACCAGUCGAUAAAGUUCUCGGACAGACAUCAAAUUGCCCGUACACCCGGGAGGACAUUCGUCCACUAUCGUUUCGAGCGUUUCGCAAAAGCAUUCGCACUCAUAUAUUACUGAUCUACGAAUGGUUGCAAGCGUGGCCGGAUUACCAAACCCUUGGCAAUAACGAUAAGGUUUCCUUCCUAAGAAAAUGCGUCCUUUUUCAUACAAUACUUGAUCCAGUGUAUAUUUCGAUACAAAUUGGGUACCCGGAGAGAUUCGUGAUGCAAAACGGCGGCUACGUUUCAUGUGUUGAAGGAUGUGAAGACGGAUGGCAUGGAGAGAAGGAAAUUUCGACGGAUGUGAAAAAAUCGAUUUAUCUUCCGCUGCUGAAAAAAAUAAUGUCAGAGAUAAUUCCGCCGAUGUUGAGUCUGGAGUUGUCAUUUGAGGAAUUCGUUGCGUUGAAAGCAUUCGUCAGUUGGCAAGGAGCGAUUUCGAACGUCUCAACAGAUGGUCGUGACGCGAUGCGGCGACAGAUCGACGCCAUUUCCAAUUCACUUCAUCUACACUAUCAACGGGUUCGUUCGUUGAAGUGCUAUUAA
Angiostrongylus costaricensis is the source of this 717-nucleotide messenger RNA. The record is from the annotation of a GenBank genome assembly. Lineage: Eukaryota; Metazoa; Nematoda; Chromadorea; Rhabditida; Metastrongylidae.